GCAGUGCGGUCUUCCCGCCUCCAACAAGAUGGCGGCGGCCGAGUAGCGCGGGGGCGGGGUGUGGCCGCCGGAAGCCCGGCCGCUGCCGGGGGGAGCCGCGGGCGAAGGCCCGGGCGCAGCGGGCCGAGGCGGGAUGCUGUUCCCAGGAAGCGCCGUUGGCCACCGGUGAGGAAGGUCAAGCACAGAGCUGCCUUCCCGAGCCCCCAGCGACCCCUAUGUACACCCCCCUCUGCUCGAGUGCGGUCGCCGCUUUGCCUGCUCCGGUACCGCCCUGUGCUGUCGGGUCCCGGAGCUCCGGCGGCGGCAGGGGCUGUGUCCGGCAGGAGAGGAAGCGCCCAGGCUGCGUCCGUGCUUCUGUCCGCGGGGCGAGCGUCUGGCAGGAAGUACUUAAACAACUACAAGGAAGUAUUGAAGAUGAAGCUAUGGCUUCUUCUGGACAGAUUGAUUUAUUAGAACGUCUUAAAGAACUUAACUUAGAUAGCAGUAAUUUCCCUGGAGUGAAACUACGGUCCAAAAUGUCCCUCCGUUCUUACGGAAGCCGAGAAGGAUCUGUAUCUAGUCGCUCAGGAGAAUGCAGUCCUGUUCCUAUGGGUUCAUUUCCAAGAAGAGGGUUUGUAAAUGGAAGCAGAGAAAAUACCGGUUAUUUAGAAGAACUUGAAAAAGAGAGAUCAUUGCUUCUUGCUGACCUUGACAAAGAAGAAAAGGAAAAAGACUGGUAUUAUGCUCAACUUCAGAAUCUCACUAAAAGAAUAGAUAGCCUUCCUUUAACUGAAAAUUUUUCCUUACAAACAGAUAUGACCAGAAGGCAGUUGGAAUAUGAGGCAAGGCAAAUCAGAGUUGCGAUGGAAGAACAACUAGGUACUUGCCAGGAUAUGGAAAAACGAGCACAGCGAAGAAUAACCAGAAUUCAACAAAUAGAAAAGGACAUACUUCGUAUACGACAGCUUUUACAGUCCCAAGCCACAGAAGCAGAGAGGUCAUCUCAGAGCAAGCAUGAAGCGGGCUCACAUGAAGCUGAACGGCAGAAUGAAGGUCAAGGAGUGGCAGAAAUCAACAUGGCAACCUCGGGUAGCGGUCAGGGUUCAACUACACGAAUAGAUCAUGAAACAGCCAGUGUUUUGAGUUCUAGUAGCACACAUUCUGCUCCUCGAAGGCUGACGAGUCAUCUGGGAACCAAGGUGGAAAUGGUGUAUUCAUUGUUGUCAAUGCUUGGUACUCAUGAUAAGGAUGAUAUGUCGCGAACUUUGCUAGCUAUGUCUAGCUCCCAAGACAGCUGUAUAUCCAUGCGACAGUCUGGAUGUCUUCCUCUCCUCAUCCAGCUUUUACAUGGCAAUGACAAAGACUCUGUGUUGUUGGGAAAUUCCCGGGGCAGUAAAGAGGCUCGGGCCAGGGCCAGUGCAGCACUCCACAACAUCAUUCACUCACAGCCUGAUGACAAGAGAGGCAGGCGUGAAAUCCGAGUCCUUCAUCUUUUGGAACAGAUACGAGCUUACUGUGAAACCUGUUGGGAGUGGCAGGAAGCCCAUGAACAAGGCAUGGACCAGGACAAAAAUCCAAUGCCAGCUCCUGUUGAACAUCAGAUCUGCCCUGCUGUCUGUGUUCUAAUGAAGCUUUCGUUUGAUGAAGAGCAUAGACAUGCCAUGAAUGAGCUUGGUAGGAAGGCUACCCGGGGCAUUUCAUCCCAGGAGCUAGGGCAGGGGCUUUCAGGGGGACUACAGGCCAUUGCAGAAUUAUUGCAAGUGGACUGUGAAAUGUAUGGGCUUACUAAUGACCACUACAGUAUUACUUUAAGACGCUAUGCAGGAAUGGCUUUGACAAACUUGACUUUCGGAGAUGUAGCCAACAAGGCUACUCUCUGCUCUAUGAAAGGCUGCAUGAGAGCACUCGUGGCUCAGCUCCAGUCUGAGAGCGAGGACUUGCAGCAGGUUAUUGCGAGUGUUUUGAGGAAUCUGUCUUGGAGAGCAGAUGUAAAUAGUAAAAAGACUUUGCGUGAAGUUGGAAGUGUGAAAGCAUUGAUGGAAUGUGCUUUGGAAGUAAAAAAGGAAUCAACCCUCAAAAGUGUAUUGAGUGCCUUAUGGAACUUGUCAGCACACUGCACUGAGAAUAAAGCUGACAUAUGUGCUGUGGAUGGUGCGCUUGCAUUUUUGGUUGGCACUCUCACUUAUCGCAGCCAGACCAAUACUUUAGCCAUUAUUGAAAGUGGAGGUGGGAUAUUACGGAAUGUUUCCAGCUUGAUAGCUACAAAUGAGGACCACAGGCAAAUCCUAAGAGAGAAUAAUUGCUUACAGACCUUAUUACAACACUUGAAAUCUCACAGUUUGACAAUAGUCAGCAAUGCAUGCGGAACCUUGUGGAAUCUCUCAGCAAGAAACCCUAAAGACCAGGAAGCAUUGUGGGACAUGGGAGCGGUCAGCAUGCUCAAGAACCUCAUUCAUUCAAAGCACAAGAUGAUUGCUAUGGGAAGUGCUGCAGCUUUAAGGAAUCUCAUGGCAAAUAGACCUGCAAAGUAUAAAGAUGCCAAUAUCAUGUCUCCUGGUUCAAGUUUGCCUUCUCUACAUGUCAGGAAACAAAAGGCCCUGGAAGCAGAAUUAGAUGCUCAGCAUUUAUCAGAAACUUUUGACAAUAUUGACAAUUUAAGUCCCAAGGCCUCUCAUCGUAGUAAGCAGAGACACAAGCAAAAUCUCUAUGGUGACUAUGUUUUUGACACCAAUCGACAUGAUGAUAACAGGUCAGAGAAUUUUAAUACUGGAAACAUGACUGUCCUAUCACCAUACUUAAACACUACAGUAUUGCCCAGCUCUUCUUCAUCAAGGGGAAGUUUAGACAGCUCUCGUUCUGAGAAAGAUAGAAGUUUGGAGAGAGAACGAGGUAUUAGCCUAGGCAACUAUCACCCAGCAACAGAAAAUCCAGGAACCUCUUCAAAGCGAGGUUUGCAGAUUUCUACCACUGCAGCCCAGAUUGCCAAAGUCAUGGAAGAAGUAUCAGCUAUUCAUACCUCUCAGGAAGACAGAAGUUCUGGGUCUACCACAGAACUACACUGUGGGACAGAUGAGAGGAAUGCACUAAGAAGAAGCUCUACCACCCACACACAUGCAAACACGUACAACUUUACCAAGUCAGAAAACUCAAACAGAACAUGUCCGAUACCAUAUGCCAAAGUAGAAUAUAAGAGAUCUUCAAAUGAUAGUUUAAAUAGUGUCAGCAGUAGUGAUGGUUAUGGUAAAAGAGGUCAGAUGAAGCCUUCAAUUGAAUCCUAUUCUGAAGAUGAUGAAAGUAAAUUUUGCAGCUAUGGUCAGUAUCCAGCUGACCUAGCCCAUAAAAUACACAGUGCAAAUCAUAUGGAUGAUAAUGAUGGAGAACUAGAUACACCAAUAAAUUACAGUCUUAAAUAUUCCGAUGAACAGUUGAACUCUGGGAGGCAGAGCCCUUCACAGAAUGAAAGAUGGGCAAGACCCAAACAUAUACUAGAAGAUGAAAUAAAACCAAAUGAGCAGAGACAAUCAAGGAGUCAAAGCACAGCUUAUCCCGUGUAUCCUGAGAGCACUGACGAUAAACACCUCAAGUUCCAACCACACUUUGGGCAGCAAGAAUGUGUUUCCCCAUACAGGUCAAGAGCAGCCAAUGGAUCUGAAACAAAUCGAGUAGGCUCUAAUCAUGGAAUUAGUCAAAAUGUGAACCAGUCUUUGUGUCAAGAAGAUGACUAUGAAGACGAUAAACCAACCAACUAUAGUGAACGUUACUCUGAGGAAGGGCAGCACGAGGAAGAAGAGAGGCCAACCAAUUACAGCAUAAAAUACAGUGAAGAAAAACAUCACGUGGAUCAGCCUAUUGAUUAUAGUUUAAAAUACACCACAGACAUUUCUUCUUCACAGAAACCAGCAUUUUCAUUCUCAAAGAAUUCAUCUGGACAGAGCACAAAAACUGAACACAUCUCUUCAAGCAGCGAGAAUACGUCCACAACUUCAUCUAAUGCCAAGAGGCAGAAUCAGCUGCAUCCAAGCUCAGCACAGAGCAGAAGUGGUCAGACCCCAAAAGCCACCUCUUCUUCUUGCAAAGUCCCCUCUAUCAACCAAGAAACAAUACAGACUUACUGUGUAGAAGAUACCCCAAUAUGCUUUUCAAGAUGCAGUUCAUUAUCGUCUUUGUCAUCUGCUGAAGAUGAAGUAGGGUGUGAUCAGACAACACAAGAAGCAGAGUCUGCUAACACUCUGCAAAUAGCCGAAAUCAAGGACAACAGCGGACCUAGGUCAAAUGAAGAUUCUGUGAGUAAAGUUCCAGCAGGGUCACAGCACAUUAGAACCAAAUCCAGCAGACUCCAGGCUUCUGGUCUGUCUUCAGAGUCAGCCAGGCACAAAGCUGUUGAAUUUUCUUCAGGGGCCAAAUCUCCUUCCAAGAGCGGUGCUCAGACACCCAAAAGUCCACCAGAGCACUACGUUCAGGAGACCCCACUCAUGUUUAGCAGAUGUACUUCGGUCAGUUCACUCGACAGUUUUGAGAGUCGCUCGAUUGCCAGCUCUGUUCAGAGUGAACCCUGCAGUGGAAUGGUAAGCGGCAUCAUAAGCCCCAGUGACCUCCCAGAUAGCCCUGGACAAACCAUGCCGCCAAGCAGAAGCAAAACCCCGCCACCGCCGCCUCCGCCUCCUCCUCAGACAGUUCAAACGAAGCAGGAAGUACCUAAAAAUAAAGCACCUAGUGCUGAAAAGAGAGAAAGUGGACCCAAGCAAGCUGCUGUAAAUGCUGCAGUACAAAGGGUCCAGGUUCUUCCAGAGGCUGAUACUCUGUUACAUUUUGCCACAGAGAGUACUCCUGAUGGAUUUUCUUGUUCAUCUAGCCUGAGCGCUCUGAGCCUUGAUGAGCCAUUUAUUCAGAAAGAUGUAGAACUAAGAAUAAUGCCUCCAGUUCAGGAAAAUGACAAUGGGAAUGAAACAGAAAGUGAGCAGCCUGAAGAAUCAAAUGAAAACCAGGAAAAAGAGGCAGAAAAACCCACUGAUUCUGAAAAAGAUCUUUUAGAUGAGUCAGAUGAUGAUGAUAUUGAAAUACUAGAAGAGUGUAUAAUUUCUGCCAUGCCAACAAAAUCUUCACGCAAAGCCAAAAAACCAGCCCAGACUACUUCGAAAUUACCUCCACCUGUGGCAAGGAAACCAAGUCAGCUCCCUGUAUACAAACUUCUGCCAUCGCAAAACAGGUUACAGGCACAAAAGCAUGUUAGUUUUACACAAGGAGAUGAUAUGCCACGGGUGUAUUGUGUAGAAGGGACACCUAUAAACUUUUCCACAGCUACAUCUCUGAGUGAUCUAACGAUAGAAUCCCCUCCAAAUGAGUUAGCUGCUGGAGAAGGGGUUAGAGCAGGGGCACAGUCAAGUGAAUUUGAAAAAAGAGAUACCAUUCCUACUGAAGGCAGAAGUACAGAUGAGGCUCAACGAGGGAAAGCCUCAUCCGUCACUGUACCUGAACUGGAUGACAACAAAACAGAAGAAGGUGAUAUUCUUGCAGAAUGCAUUAAUUCUGCCAUGCCCAAAGGAAAAAGUCACAAGCCUUUCCGUGUGAAAAAGAUUAUGGACCAGGUCCAGCAAGCAUCUAUGUCUUCAUCUGGAAUUAACAAAAAUCAAUUAGAUGGUAAGACAAAGAAACCUACUUCACCAGUAAAACCUAUACCACAAAAUACUGAGUAUAGGACACGUGUAAGAAAAAAUACAGACUCAAAAAAUAAUUUAAAUGCCGAAAGAAAUUUCUCGGAAAACAAAGACUCAAAGAAACAGCACUUGAAAAAUAAUUCCAAGGACUUCAAUGAUAAACUGCCAAAUAAUGAAGACAGAGUCAGAGGAAGUUUUACUUUUGAUUCACCUCAUCAUUACACGCCCAUUGAAGGCACUCCAUACUGUUUUUCACGAAAUGACUCUUUGAGUUCUCUAGAUUUUGAUGAUGAUGAUGUUGACCUUUCUAGGGAAAAGGCUGAAUUAAGAAAGGGGAAGGAAAAUAAAGAAUCAGAAGCUAAAGUGACCAACCACACAGAACUAACCUCAAACCAACAAUCAGCUAGUAAGACACCAGCUGUUACAAAGCAGCCAAUAAAUAGAGGUCAGUCUAAACCCAUGCUGCAGAAGCAGUCCACUUUUCCCCAGUCUUCCAAAGAUAUACCAGACAGAGGGGCAGCAACAGAUGAGAAAUUACAGAAUUUCGCUAUUGAAAAUACUCCAGUUUGCUUUUCUCGAAAUUCCUCUCUAAGCUCUCUUAGUGACAUUGAUCAAGAAAACAACAACAACAAGGAAAAUGAACCUAUCAAAGAGACAGAGCCCCCUGCCUCACAGGGAGAACCAGGUAAACCCCAGGCCUCAGGUUAUGCUCCUAAAUCAUUUCACGUGGAAGACACCCCUGUUUGUUUCUCAAGAAACAGUUCUCUCAGUUCUCUUAGUAUUGAUUCUGAAGAUGACCUGUUGCAGGAAUGUAUAAGUUCUGCAAUGCCAAAAAAGAAAAAGCCUUCCAGGCUCAAGCCUGAUAAUGAAAAGCAUAGUCCCAGAAAUAUGGGUGGCAUAUUAGCAGAAGAUUUGACACUCGAUUUGAAAGAUAUACAGAGACCAGAUUCAGAACAUGGUUUAUCCCCAGAUUCAGAAAAUUUUGAUUGGAAAGCUAUUCAGGAAGGUGCAAAUUCCAUAGUAAGUAGUUUACAUCAAGCUGCUGCCGCUGCAUGUUUAUCUCGACAAGCUUCAUCUGAUUCAGAUUCCAUCCUUUCACUGAAAUCGGGCAUCUCUCUGGGAUCACCAUUUCAUCUUACACCUGAUCAAGAAGAAAAACCCUUUACAAGUAAUAAAGGCCCACGAAUUCUAAAACCUGGGGAGAAAAGUACAUUGGAAACUAAAAAAAUAGAAUCUGAAAAUAAAGGAAUAAAAGGAGGCAAAAAGGUUUAUAAAAGUUUGAUUACUGGAAAAGUUCGAUCUAACUCGGAAAUUUCGAGCCAAAUGAAACAACCGCUUCAAACAAACAUGCCUUCAAUCUCUCGAGGUAGGACAAUGAUUCAUAUUCCAGGAGUUCGGAAUAGCUCUUCAAGUACAAGUCCAGUGUCUAAAAAAGGCCCGCCCCUCAAGACUCCAGCCUCCAAAAGCCCUAGUGAAGGUCAGCCGGCUACCACCUCUCCCAGAGGAACCAAGCCAUCAGUGAAGUCAGAAUUAAGCCCUGUUACAAGGCAGGCAUCCCAGACAGUGGGAUCAAACAAAGCACCUUCUAGAUCAGGAUCUAGAGAUUCCACUCCUUCAAGACCUGCCCAGCAACCAUUAAGUAGACCAAUGCAGUCUCCAGGGCGAAACUCAAUCUCUCCUGGUAGAAAUGGAAUAAGUCCCCCUAACAAAUUAUCUCAACUACCAAGGACGUCAUCCCCUAGUACUGCUUCAACUAAGUCCUCAGGUUCUGGGAAAAUGUCUUACACAUCUCCUGGCAGACAGAUGAGCCAGCAGAACCUCACCAAACAAACGGGCUUAUCCAAGAAUGGCAGUGGUAUCCCAAGAAGUGAAUCUGCCUCCAAAGGGCUAAAUCAAAUGAGUAGUAGUAAUGGAUCCAAUAAAAAAGUAGAACUUUCUAGAAUGUCUUCAACAAAGUCAAGUGGAAGUGAAUCCGAUAGGUCAGAGAGACCUGUAUUAGUACGCCAAUCAACUUUCAUCAAAGAAGCUCCAAGCCCAACCCUAAGGAGAAAACUGGAGGAAUCUGCUUCAUUUGAAUCUCUUUCUCCAUCUUCCAGACCCGAUUCUCCCACACGGUCCCAGGCUCAUACUCCAGUUUUAAGUCCUUCCCUUCCUGAUAUGUCUCUAUCUACACAUUCGUCUGUUCAGUCUGGUGGAUGGCGAAAACUCCCGCCUAACCUCAGUCCCACCAUAGAGUAUAAUGAUGGAAGACCAGUAAAGCGCCAUGAUAUAGCACGCUCUCAUUCCGAAAGUCCUUCCAGACUUCCCAUCAAUAGGUCAGGGACCUGGAAACGUGAGCACAGCAAACACUCAUCAUCACUUCCUCGAGUAAGCACUUGGAGAAGAACUGGAAGUUCAUCCUCAAUUCUUUCUGCUUCAUCAGAAUCUAGUGAAAAGGCAAAAAGUGAGGACGAAAAACAAGUGAACUCUAUUUCAGGAAGCAAACAAACUAAAGAAAACCAGGUAUCCACAAAAGGAACAUGGAGAAAAAUAAAAGAAAGUGAAAUUUCUCCCACAAAUACUACUUCUCAGACCACUUCUUCAGGUGCUGCAAAUGGUGCUGAAUCAAAGACUCUGAUUUAUCAAAUGGCACCUGCUGUUUCUAAAACAGAGGAUGUUUGGGUGAGAAUUGAGGAUUGCCCCAUUAACAACCCUAGAUCUGGAAGAUCUCCAACAGGAAAUACUCCCCCUGUGAUUGACACUGUUUCAGAAAAGGGAAACCCAAACCCUAAAGAUUCAAAAGAUAAUCAGGGAAAACAAAAUGUGAGCAAUGGUAGUGCCCCUACACGCACCAUGGGUCUGGAAAACCGCCUGAAUUCCUUUAUUCAGGUAGAUCCCCCAGACCAAAAAGGAACGGAGACAAAACCGGGACACAGUAAUAACCCUGUCCCUGCAUCCGAGACUAGUGAAAGUUCUAUAGCUGAGCGUACCCCGUUUAGUUCUAGCAGCUCAAGCAAGCACAGUUCACCAAGUGGGACUGUCGCCGCCAGGGUGAGUCCUUUUAACUACAACCCAAGCCCAAGGAAGAGCAGCACAGACGGCACUUCAGCCCGACCGUCUCAGAUCCCAACGCCAGUGAGCAACAACACAAAGAAACGCGACUCAAAACCCGACAGCACGGAACCCAGCGGGACUCAAAGUCCUAAACGCCAUUCCGGGUCUUACCUUGUGACAUCUGUGUGAAAAGAGCUGGAAGGAUGAAACCGAGAAUGUGAUACGUGUUCCUCACAACUGCUAUGUAGAAAUUUUGUUUCAAGUGAAACUGUAAAAGACUGAAAAAUUUUGUAAAUAGGUUUGAUUCUUGUUAGAGGGUUUUUGUUCUGGAAGCCAUAUUUGAUAGUAUACUUCGUCUUCACUGGUCAUAUUUUGGGAGGCACUCUUGAUAGUUAGGAAGAAAAUGGUAAAGCCAAGUAUAUUUGUACAGUAUGUUUUUCAUGUAUUUAAGUAGCAUCCCAUCCCAGCAUCCUUUAAUUAUUGCUUGUAUUAAAAUAACACUACAGAUAGAAGAUAUGAUAUAUUGCUGUUAUCAAUCAUUUCUAGAUAAUAAACUGACUAAACUUACAUCAGGGAGAAAUUGGUAUUUAUGCAAAAAAACAUUCUGUUUUAGUCCUUGAGAGUCCAUCUAACAUCAUUAUUAAUCAUGUGGCUGUGAAAUUCACAGUAAUAUGGUUCCCAGUGAACAAGUUUACCCAGCCUGCUUUGCUUUACUGCAUGAAUGAAAAUGAUGGUUCAAUUUCAGAAGUAAUGAUUAACAGUUCUGUGGUCACAUGAUGUGCAUAUAGAUAGCUAUAGUGUAACAACUUACACUAUUUUGUGCGCAAAACAAAAAAAUCUGUGUAACUGUAAAACAUUGAAUGAUACUAUUUUACCUGAACAUCUGAAAGUAGGUAGAAUUUUUGCUAUGCUGUAACUUGUUGUAUAUUCUGGUAUUUGAGGUGAGAUGGCUGCUCUUUUAUUAUUGAGACAUGAAUCGUGUCUCAACAGAAACUAAAUGAACAUUUCAGAAUAAAUUAUUGCUGUAUGUAAACUGUUACUGAAAUUGGUAUUUGUUUGAAGGGUCUUAUUUCACAUUUGUAUUAAUAACUGUCAAAAAGGGCCUCUUUUAAAAGCUUAUAUAAAUUUUUUCUUCAAAUUCUAUGCAUUUAAGAGUAAACUUCCUCUUACUGUAAUAAAAAACAAUUGAAGCUGA
Messenger RNA from Bubalus bubalis (water buffalo), 9861 nucleotides. RefSeq names its product APC regulator of WNT signaling pathway (gene APC). The transcript is spliced from 16 exons. The record is from RefSeq and is a predicted model, not a curated record. Gene Ontology annotation, molecular function: microtubule binding; gamma-catenin binding; beta-catenin binding. NCBI's taxonomy places the organism in Eukaryota, Metazoa, Chordata, Mammalia, Artiodactyla, Bovidae. Gene Ontology annotation, cellular component: beta-catenin destruction complex; cytoplasmic microtubule; catenin complex. Bases 216 to 8855 code for a protein of 2879 amino acids. Gene Ontology annotation, biological process: Wnt signaling pathway; regulation of cell differentiation; negative regulation of microtubule depolymerization.